UUUUGUUUUGGCAGCAUGGAGGCCGCCCCGCGCAGUGGCGGACCGGCCGACGUCGACCGCUUGAGCGCCCAAGUCCGCGCGACGGCCGAGAAGCUGCGCAAGCGAGCCGAAGACGCAGCUUCAAGAAAUGGCACGCAGGCGUCGACGGCCAUGCUUCUCUCUGUCGACCAGCUGCUCCAAGCUGCCGAUCUUUUGCAGCUCCAGCAGACCCAGCUCGCGGCACAGGCGCCUCGGAGUGGCGCCAUGUCCUCGAUGCACAUGUCGUCGACCAUCCGGCACCUUGUUCAGGUCGCCAACAUGCUUGACAAGAAGAGCGACGAGAUGAAGGCCAAGCAGGCCAUGGGUCCGGCCAAUGCGUUGGCCACGUCGGCGUCGCACGUCCGCACGGGCGUCGACGCCCUCGAGCGCAUCCACACGUGGAUCCACGACCAGCUGGGCGAGGCCAUGACCGUCGACUUGGACAUCAUUGCAGCGCUGGAGCAGAUCUCGGGACAUGGGACGUCAGCACCAGAGGUUGACGUUGCAGCAUACGUUGCCAGCGCCAUCGAGCAGGAACAGGUCAAGUACGCGGCCGACAUCGGCGUGCUCCAGGCCCAACUCGACGUGCAAGUGGCGGUGGCUCAAGCGUACAAGCAGAAGCUCGAUGACACACUCGAAGCCGCCGACGCAGAGCGCGAAGACCUCAGCGCUCGCGUGGCAGCCAACGAGAGCGCACAUGCCGCCGCUGUUCGGGAACUAGAGCUAGCGCACGCGGCCGCGUGUAGCGCACAAGCGACGCAGUGCGAAUCGCUAGUGGCGGAGCGCGACGCUACCCGUGCUGAAAUCGAGUCGCUCACGAGUGAGCUCCGCGCCAAAGAAGACUCGGCGCGCGACGACGCCCACGCCCACGAAGCCGCUCUCCAAGCUCUGCGCGACGACCUUGUCUCACUGCAAGCUACCGCCGCCACCACCGACGCCUCGUGGCGCCAGCAGUUGGACGCACAAGCGGCAGUGCUCGCAGCAGCGUCCGAAGCGUCAUCCGAGCGCCCAUCGCAGCAGGACGCUGAGCAAAAGCUUAUGGACCUGACCGUGUCGGUCGCGUCCUUGCAGGCAGCGCUGGACGAGGCGCGGUACGAGCAGGACGACGUCGCGGCCAAGCUGGCUGCUGCGCUCGAGACGUUGGCUCUAAAAGAGGAGCGCCUCUCGGACCUCGAAGCCACGUUGGCUGCGACGGCAAGUCCCUACGUCGACGAAGUCGGCCCGCCCCAAGUCGACGACUCGCUGCAGCACGAGCUCGCUGCGACACUGGGUCGCGUUACCGAGCUGCAGAUGGACGUUCAAGCGCUCGCGGCGCAGCUCGCAGCCCUUGAGGCGACCAACGCCGACUUGCAAUCGCGACUCGAUGAAGCCAACGCUGCCGAGAGCGCUGCGGCGACACUGCGUGCCGAGAGCGACGAGCUUCGCGCCGCCGUUCAGAGUGCAGAGUCGCUUCAAAGCGCGUCGGAAGCGCGAGUCGCAACGCUGGAAGCUGUCAUGGCCAGACAAGCUGCCGACAUGGAGGCGCGGGUCGCAACGUUGGAAGCGACGAUAGCGUCGCAAGCUGCCGACGCAGACGCGCAGCUCGCCGACAUCUGCGCCCAGCGGGACGCUGCGGUGACGGCACACAAUACGCUUCAGGCCGACCUCGAAGCAGCGCGCGUGGAUCUCCGCACCGUCUCGGAGAAGGCGGCGUCUCUGCAGCAGCAGGUCGUCGCGCUCGAGGCCCAGCAAGUGUCCACGGACGUGCAAGCCGAGUUGAUCGAAGCCCGCGCCCAGCUGAGCACGGCGCUCGAAGCGCAUUUUGUUCUUAGCGCCAGCGAAGCAGCGCUGCAGCUGGAGCUCCAAGUCGCGCGGGAGGAGCUCCACAGAGCAACCUCGUCAAUGGCGUCUCUGCAACUCCAAGUCGACGCGCAUCAAACUAGCGAGCAGACGCAUGCGGUCGAGCUCCAGCGUGCCGCUGCAGUCGAGGCGCAACUCCGCAGUGAGAUCGACACGGUCCGCGCCGAGCUCGCAGCGCGGGAUACGACGUGCGCUCGGCUUGUAGAGCGCCAGCGCAGUGUCGACGCGCAACUGUUGCAGUUGAAGGCGCAGGCGCAGGCUGCCGGGGCCGACUGGCAUCUCGAGAAGGCCGCAGUGACCAAGCUCUUGCACAACUGGCAGUCGGACCUGCGCGAGAAGUGCGACGUGGUGCUGAGCCAAGUGGUGGCCGGCGACGCCGGCGCGACCGACCUGCAGACGCUCCAGGCGGCGUUUGACCAGUACAAGACGCGGGCUGGCGCGGCGCUCAAGAAAGCCGAGAAGCGCGCGGCGCUCCUCAACCCGAUGCGCAGCGCAAACGAGGCGCUGAGUACGCGCGUCGCGGACCUCGACGCCCAGCUACGGGACCAGCAGGAGCGCGUUGAGGCGGCGCACAUGGCCGUCGAAGAAAUGACGAUGCGUAUGAGCAGUCUCAACGAUCUUGCCGCAGCGGUCGAGCAGGCAGCUUCUGCGCAAACCGCCUUGGCGGCCAAGGAGGCGGAUAUCGAGGGCUUGCGGUGCGAGGUCGCUGCGUCGGCGGCCCAGCUGGACCUGGCCGAGACUGUCGUCGCUGAGAAGGACAAGUUCCUUAGCUCCCUCCGAGAACAGAUUCGGGAGCUGCAGCAUGCGCUCGAGGCAGCCGAGGCCACCCACGCUGUGGCCCUCGCAGCCAAGGACGCUGCAAUUGACGCCGCCGUCGGCGCGCGUGACGCCAUCCUCGCUGAGGCCAAGGUUGGCAAGGCAGCGCUUGAAACCAAGCUCUCGGUGCAGGCCGCUGCCUACGACGAGCGCAUCGAGCUCAUCCACCACGACUACGCACAGCAGCAAGAGGCCAAAAAGGCGCCUGACGUCCCGGACGACACCAAGGUGGCGCUGAAAGAGGCCGACGAACUGCGUCGCGCGACAGACGCCCUGGAAGCGCUGCAUGCCGACGAGAUUCUUGGCCUCCAGGCCACGCUGCACGCCGAGAAGGAACGCGUCGCAGCGCUCACGAAUCGCAUCUCGCAGCUUGAGGCAUCGCUCGAUGAACGGGGCAAAACAACCCAGGCGCUCGGCCAAGACCCAAAGCCGCGCUCGAUCGAAGUUGCGUUAGCUCCCUCGGACACGCCGCCGGUGUCUUUCCCGUCGUUCGGUCCGCCGUCCAACCCAAACCCGGCGGCUGCGUCGUCGGACGUGGAGAUUCUCCGAGCCAAGGUGCUCGCGCACGAGAACACGAUCGCCAGCUUGCAAGAGACUCUGACCGAGAAGCUGCAGCAACUCGCGGCGCUCAAACAGCCCAAGCACGUCACGGUCCUCGAAGACCUCCAGCGUGUCGUGGACGAAGAGCGCGACGCGGUCGCUCAGCGCCAGGGUUGGCACCAUCAGCAAAUGACGUCACUGACCGACGCUGCCCACGCGUGGCUGGAAUCGGCGCGGGCGCAGUUCGCGCUCCACGAAGAGAUUCAAUUGUCGCUCGAGAAGCGCGAGUCGCCGCCGACGCCCGACGUGGCAGCCAUCGCGUCCGACGUGAUGGAGCCCGGUCUUAUCUUCAAGAGCGGUGUCGUCGUCAAGGCCGGCGCCAACUUCUCGCUCCCAGUCGUGUGCACCGUCGGGACGGUCGUCGACUGGACCUUCCGCAUCGACGAGGUCGGCGGCGAUGUCGACUUUUAUCUGCGCUUUGUCAGCGACGACGGCAGCCGCCGCGAGGUGCAGCCGCUGGACCGCGUCGAGAAGCUCAGCGGCGCCUUCACCGUCGACGCACCCGGGACGCUCACGUUCUCCUGGGACAAUAGCUUCUCGUGGCUCAACGAAAAGACACUCGACUACCACGUCGCCGUGCUCGAGCGCGUCGAUGUGGCCACCCAAGCGCACCGGCGCCAGGUCGCCGCCUCGGACGCCGAGCUCGCGAGUCUCCGCGACCACCUCGCCCUCCUGACAAAGGAGGAAGCUGUGAUGGCGAACCUACUCGCUUUCCAGGCGACGGCCGCGCCGCUCCUCCAGAACCUCGAGCUCUGUCUCGAGGAGUGCUCGGCCCAUCGCGAGAUGGUGGUGUGUCCCAAGCUCGAGCAGGUUCAGGCGCGCAUGGAGGCGCUCAAGGCGAUGAUCAGCCUCUACGUGGCCGAGCAACACACGCUCAGCGAGUCGUCAGCAACGCUCCACGAACUGGCGGCCGAGAUCCGCAGCGAGCAAAGCGACGUGUGCACGACGCACUCGCUCUGGGCGAACCGCGUCACGACCUCCGACGUUGUCCGCGCCGAGAUCCAAGCUGCCGAAGCGCAGCGCGCACCCCACUAAGAAGAAUCGCAUCUUAGACAUGCGUUUUGUGGGUUUCAAACGUUGCGACGGAAACGCCCGCAGGACGAGUCAUCCCAAGCUACCCAAGACGAAGCGCCUGCAGUUGACCUCGCGCCGGUGCAGCACCCGUCGCAGCAGCAGUCGUACUGUACUAGUAUGGUAUAUUCACUUGCUGC
Molecule: messenger RNA, 4484 nt
Organism: Saprolegnia diclina VS20
Lineage: Eukaryota; Oomycota; Saprolegniomycetes; Saprolegniales; Saprolegniaceae
Exons: 5
Coding region: 16-4308 (1430 amino acids)
Source: RefSeq, a predicted model, not a curated record